Puccinia graminis f. sp. tritici CRL 75-36-700-3 is the source of this 1629-nucleotide messenger RNA. RefSeq lists its product as uncharacterized. NCBI's taxonomy places the organism in Eukaryota, Fungi, Basidiomycota, Pucciniomycetes, Pucciniales, Pucciniaceae. The record is from RefSeq and is a predicted model, not a curated record. Bases 1 to 1629 code for a protein of 542 amino acids. The transcript has a single exon.
AUGCGCACACCGUUCAUCGUAUCUUUCUUGAUAUUGUUGCUGAUAGGCUCAGCCUCUCUAACCCUGCCAACUUCCCCUGGAGAGAAGACGAUUAUCAUAGCAAAUGAUGGCAAUGAAUUACCCGACUUGAACGGACCGAGUCCAGGAGUGGAGCUUUCCCCCGGGCCUGCCUUUCUGUGGGGACCGAAUCUGUACAAUACGAAAGUUCCAAAAUCAAGUAGUAUUCCUUCCUGGGAACAAAUGAGACCUGCAGCAUCCAGGAUCCCCGGAUUUCUUCAAGAGACCAUAUCCCUCGGCCUAAACCCGUCUGGCUCCCGCAAACGAGCGACAAGUUCAGUUCUAGUCUCAGAUAGGCCCAGAAAGAGACCGAAUAACAAGCAAGACUUGGUCCAGGUUUCUAUCGAGGCUCAAGCAAGUAAACUUCGUCAGAGUGGGACAGGGGGACUAGAGAGGCUUGAAACUUACCCUGAAGAGAGGGAACAAAUGAGACCUGCAGCAUUCAGGAUCCCCGGAUUUCUUCAAGAGACCAUAUCCCUCGGCCUAAACCCGUCCGGCUCCCGCAAACGAGCGACAAGUUCAGUUCUAGUCUCAGAUAGGCCCAAAAAGAGACCAAAUAACAAGCAAGAUUUGGUCCAGGUUGCGAUCGAGGCUCAAGCAAGCAAACUUCGCGAGAGUGGGCCAGGGGGACUAGAGAGGCUUGAAACUUACCCUGAAGAGAUAUUAGAGAGCGGUAAGCAAUUGAAAGAAGACGACAUUGGUCGGGGAAAACAAGUAACCGAACCGCUUCCGCCAAUGUUUAAAGUUUAUGACUGGGAUUUCUUGAAAGCUCGUGGUACAGAUGGAAUAAUGGGGAAUCACAAGACCGGCCUUUCUUAUCAGGAUCGUAAACUAGAGUACCUUUUUAGGACAUUUGAAUUUCAAGAGACUGAUGGUUUUUUUUGGGUUCGACCGACGCCCCGUGAACUAAGCAAUAUCAAGAAGAUCUUUAACAAGCAGCGAUACAUUUUUCGGAGAAAUUAUCGAAAUGGCCCUAAAACCAGAUUACUGAGUGAGCUUGUCUUGAACCUAUCAGAUGAAAAACUUGCACUGGAUCGAUACCCAACUUUCAUCGAUGACAUGCUUGAUUUCGAGCGCAGAAUGAAAGCCAGACUAAACAACAUUCACAACGGAGCCAGUGUUACCAGCGACAUAGCACCACUUCCCAGGAAGGUAGCAGCCGUUUCGAAAUAUGUAUCCAACAUGACCAAAAUCGUCACAUUCUUAACGAUCUUUCACUUGUCGUUAUUCAAACAACAUGUUGGAGAAAAAUUAACUCAAAAGGCAGUCGAAGAGAUCUUAGUUUUCGUCCGAGAUUUCUGGUUACAACUCGAAUUGCCAAACAGAGACUUACUUGGGGAAAAUCCAUGGGUCACUCAGAUUUCUCAAAUGCUGCGACUUGAAGAUGAGCCUGCCACUGAUUACGGCGAAAGAUAUCGGACUGAAUUAUGGUACCAUAAAGCCUGGAAAAUUGUCCAAUAUUGGGCAGAACAAAACAAGAAACCUUUGAUUUCAAAGGAUGGUCCGGAAUCCUUCCCGGUUGAAUUGGUGAACAAUAUGCUCAUGUUGUCAAAUCCUAGCUACUUUCCCUAG